AUGCGGCUGAAUCGAAAGCACGACCAACAGGUCGAUCGCGAAAAGAGUGACCAGGAGCUCGCAUCUUCUAAACCAGACCAAGUUCCCGAUGGGGGACUCAUAGCCUGGGUGCAAGUUGCUCUUAUGCACAUCGUAUUCUUUAAUACCUGGGGCGUCGCGAAUGGCUACGGCAUCUUUCAGCAAUACUACACCCAAACACUCGACCUUUCAGAAUCGGCAGCAUCGUGGAUUGGUAGCGUCCAGAUGUUUCUUCUUUUCUUCAUCGGCGUUUUCGCAGGGCGUCUUACCGAUGGCGGAUACUUCCGAGUCAUAUUUGCCUCAGGAGUUUUUCUGCAGGUGUUGGGCAUAUUUAUGACCUCGUUGGCAACAAAAUAUUGGCAAAUAAUCCUCGCACAAGCUGUUUGUCUCGGAAUUGGCAACGGCCUGACAUUUUGCCCAGCGUUGGCAGUUCUUUCACAGUACUUCAAAAAGAAACGAGCCUUCAGCGUUGGGCUAGCGGCUGCCGGCGGCGCGGUUGGCGGACUUGUCUAUCCGGUCUUGAUCAACUGGCUGAUCUUCAAGGAUGGUGUUGGAUUUCCGUGGGCUUUGAGAGCCAUGGGGUUCAUUAUGCUUGGAACAUACAUCCCAUGUUUGAUAUGGUUCAAGCCACGCAUAGCACCUCGGAAAAGCGGCCCCUUGAUAGAUACAUCUGCUUUUUCCGAGAUGCCGUUUAUUUUCUUUUCGUUGAGCAUGUUCUUUAUCUUCUGGGGACUCUAUUUUGCAUUUUUCUACAUGGGUACUUUUGCUCGGGAUCAGCUUCAGUAUGCGGAGCCAAUUUAUCUGCUAAUGGUUCUCAAUGGCGUUGGUGUGGUCGGACGAACUGUUCCAUCAGUCAUCGCAGAUAAGUGGACGGGCCCACUAAACGCCUUGGUCCUGCUGAGUUUUGCGUCAAGCUUGCUUGUAUACUGCUGGGCAGCGAUAAGCUCAAUCGGGGGGUUGUUUGCCUUUACCAUUGUGUAUGGGUUCCUUGCAGCGUCGCUCCAAGCUCUUCUCCCAGCAGUCGCGACUACAAUGACACCCCAUCCAAACAGGACUGGAACUCGGGUGGGAAUGAUUCUCGGCUUUGUUAGUUUUGCAAAUCUCACUGGCCCGGCGAUUUGCGGCGCCCUCAUCAGAAGACAAGAUGGAAGCUAUCUGGGGGCUCAAAUGUUUGCGGGUACAUCGAUUCUUCUCGGCGCCGCUAUGGCUCUGGGGGCAAGAAUUGCAAAGACAGGAAUGAUCCUAGGCGCGAAGGUGUAA
Messenger RNA from Penicillium manginii, 1278 nucleotides. Its product is annotated as monocarboxylate permease. The transcript has a single exon. Gene Ontology annotation, cellular component: fungal-type vacuole membrane. The record is from RefSeq and is a predicted model, not a curated record. Bases 1 to 1278 code for a protein of 425 amino acids. Lineage: Eukaryota; Fungi; Ascomycota; Eurotiomycetes; Eurotiales; Aspergillaceae. Gene Ontology annotation, biological process: transmembrane transport. Gene Ontology annotation, molecular function: transmembrane transporter activity.